Messenger RNA from Austrofundulus limnaeus, 2343 nucleotides. RefSeq lists its product as uncharacterized. The coding region runs from base 181 to 1185 and encodes 334 amino acids. Lineage: Eukaryota; Metazoa; Chordata; Actinopteri; Cyprinodontiformes; Rivulidae. The transcript has 2 exons. The record is from RefSeq and is a predicted model, not a curated record.
CCACAAGUGCUUAAAGACAUUCAGCAGGAAAGAGUCAGAUGAUAACACAGAUUACUCUGGAUUUGAGCGGUCUUCAUGGGAGCCACGCACAUGAAAAGAUCACAUACACUACACUGGAUUAUCCAAGAGGGCUAAGACCAAGGCAGAGCAGAAGAGAAUUGAAAACGUGUAUGGAGCAAGAUGCAAGACAUGUGUUCCGGCUUUGGGCAAAAGUUGGAAUUUUACCAACAAAGAGCCUCGAGGAACUGCGAAGAAGAGUGGAAAACAUCAAAGUGCCUUAUGAUGUUGGAAGAAUUUCCCUUACAAAUUGCCUCCGGCUUUACAGGAUUUACAGCAGAUCAGUGGAAAAACUGGACUACCAUUUACUCCUUAUUUUGUCUAAAAGGUGUUAUUGACAACAGCCACUAUGACAUGUGGUUUGACUUUGUGCAGGCUUGUAUCAUACCAUACUCCAGAGUCAUAUCCAUCAAUAGAUUGGAAGAAGCAGACAGAUAUCUACAGUCAUUUUUAUCAAAAUUUGUUAACCUGUUUGGCCCACUGCACAGCACCCACAACAUGCAUUUACAUCUCCAUUUGAAGGAGUGCAUGUUGGACUAUGGACCAGUUUAUUCAUUCUGGUGUUUUUCAUUUGAGCGUUUCAAUGGAAUACUGGGAAAGUUUAAGCACAACAACAGGACAAUUGAAGUCCAAAUUAUGAGGAAAUUUCAGCAGAGUCAACAACUUAGUAUGCCAUGGACAUGUCAAUACGGUGCUGAAAUUACCAAUAUUUUACAGGGACAAAUGACUGGAACUUUGUCACAUAAUGACACAACUGACAUGCUUUAUGUUAAGCACAGUGUUUUGGUGUCAGCAAGAACACUUCUGUUGGAAAACUGCACAGUGCCUUUGUCGCCAUUCCACAACACAAUCUUAGAUACACUUGACAAGCAUGCAAUGUUAAAAAUGUAUCAACAGAUGUACCCUGAAGAUUGUAUCACGGACAUUGAUUGCUUUGCCAUGACAUGCAAACAAGUGACAUAUCAGAAUGUGACAUACUUCAUACAUGGAUCCAGAGCAGAAAGGUCAGCAUAUGUAUAUGAUAAGUGGUGUAGAAACAGCUACAGUUAUGAGGAACCAGUCCUUGACCCUUUAGCGGAACUACGGCCAGCCAUUAUGAAGCAGUUCAUAGUUGUUAAUGUUAUUUAAAAAACUAAUACAGUUAGACAUGUCAUUGCACAAGUUUCCUGGCUCCAUCCCCACCCAGACAGACAUUUUUAUGGAAAGCCAGUAGAAGUUUGGAGCUUGCAGGAAACGGAGACCUCCUAUCCAGCAUCAUUCCUUCCCGUUGAGCGCAUUGCUGGAAGAUGUGUGGUAAACACAUCCACUGUCCGUUAAAGUCAGAUGGAAGAAAAGGUGACUGUUAUUAUGCCACUCUGCACAGUGGUUCAGGUGUAGAUUUGUGACGCACCACAACAAAAUUAGGAACAGGUUACCGACAUUUGAACUUAAAAAAGCAGAAAAACCUUGAACCAUGAUUUUCAAGUUGAGGUCGACAGCCAGCCGAAGGUCACACCGAGACCAGAAGUUGCAGAAACAGGUUAGAAUUCUGCUGAAAGGGAAAAUGUGCUACAGCUUCUCUUCAAACUGAAAAAUUACAUCUUGCAGUUUUAUUCCCAAGUUAACUGUUCAGGUUAUUUGGCUUUAAUAAAAAUGAGUUCUGAGUCAAAUUGUUGUUUGUUUUACUCAGACAAGACGAAAAACACAUCAGGAGGGAAGAGAAGAUGAGACAGGACUGGACUGCCACAUUCACACACAAAGUUCAAUCUUUUGUAUGUACAACAGUUGAAGAUUAUUUGCAAACUCACUUAGGGGGAAAAAAACUUCCUCUAAGGGAAAUCGUGUCCAAAGGUUUUGGACAUAGACAGGCAGGAGGAAAACCUGUUAUUUAGAAGUAUUGCCUGAAAAACAAAAGAAAUACACUAAAACUUCUUAAUCUUGUUUGUUGAGUACCAAAAAUCAAUUUGCCAAAAGGCCAUAUAUUAUCUGCUUUGUUUUGUUUGUUUUUUUUGUUUUUUUUUUGUUGUUGUUUUUUUUGGAUUGUCAUGUGUUUGAUUUUGUAAAUAACUCAAAAUGCCCCUAUGGAAACUUGCUCAUAGUUUUGUCAUAGAUAAAAUUAUGUCGUCACAUAUAAUGUAUGUAGGACUGCUUCUAGAUAUGAGGGGAGAAUUUGUUUUAAUCACAUUUUGACUGAUAAUCUUCCCAGACAAUAUGUCAUUAGACUUUCUCCAUUACGUUAAUUUUAUAGUACUUUAAAAUGUCAUGAUGUAAUAUAAAUUAAAAUGAUUUCUUGUUAAUUAAAUCUUG